Molecule: messenger RNA, 1919 nt
Organism: Oryzias melastigma (Indian medaka)
Lineage: Eukaryota; Metazoa; Chordata; Actinopteri; Beloniformes; Adrianichthyidae
Gene: fgf13b
Product: fibroblast growth factor 13b
Exons: 5
Coding region: 34-789 (251 amino acids)
Biological process (GO): fibroblast growth factor receptor signaling pathway; positive regulation of protein phosphorylation; cell differentiation
Cellular component (GO): cytoplasm
Molecular function (GO): fibroblast growth factor receptor binding; growth factor activity
Source: RefSeq, a predicted model, not a curated record
GCGCAGUCUCGCUCCUCUCUCCGCGGAAGCAGCAUGUCCCGGGCAGCGGCGAUCGCCAGCUCCCUGAUCCGCCAGAAGCGGCAGGCGAGGGAGCGGGAGAAGGCGAACGCCUGCCGCGGCAGCAGCAGCCCGAGCAACAGCAAGGGCGCCAACGACAAGCCCAGCAAACUCAAUGUCUUCUCGCGCGUCAAACUGUUUGGAUCCAGGAAGAAACGGAAGAGAAGGCGACCACCAGAGCCCCAGUUAAAGGGCAUUGUGACCAGGCUCUCCAGUCGCCAGGGGUUCCAGCUCCAGAUGCAGCCUGAUGGAACGGUCAAUGGCACCAAGGAUGAGGACAGCUCUCAUGCUGUGUUCAACCUGAUCCCUGUGGGGCUUCGUGUUGUGGCCAUCCAGGGAGUCCAGACCAAACUCUACCUGGCGAUGAACAACGAAGGCUUCCUCUACACCUCCGAACAUUUCACUCCGGAGUGUAAGUUCAAGGAGUCUGUGUUUGAGAACUACUACGUCACCUACUCCUCCAUGAUGUACCGGCAGCAGGCCUCCGGCCGGGCCUGGUACCUCGGACUCAACAAGGAAGGCGAGGUCAUGAAGGGGAACCACGUAAAGAAAAACAAGGCCGCUGCACACUUCAUACCCAAACCCCUCAAAGUGGCCAUGUACCGGGAGCCCUCCCUCCACGACCUGACUGAACUCUCACGAUCAGGCAGCGGCACGCCAACCAAGAGUCGCAGCGCUUCAGCCCUCCUCAACGGCGGCGGGAAAACACCCAGCAACAAUGACUUAUCCUAGCCUCUCCACCCCUCACACAUUCACACACACACAACUCAGGCUGACAUGCCCACGCGUCCGGUUUGUGAGGGGUAGACGAGGUGAAGAAACAAGAACAACAGAGGGAGAGUGAGUUCUUCCUCCACUGUGACUGACUGUGAUGUAAAUAAAUCAAGGACAAUCAAUCCGUCUGGCUCUGCUGCCCCGGCGUGCAGAGCGACAGGACCUCGGCAUCUCUUCCCUUCACUUCUCUUCUUUUCUUCCUGCUGUAUCAUAAACCAGAUAGUCCGGGAGGAGGACGAGAGACCACCGGUCCCACCGCACGAUAAACUGACUGUUACAGAGAACCAAAGAGCCCAAGUGUGAACUAACUGGGUUAUUGCUACGAAAAGGCAAGAGGCCAGACAGUUCCAGGGAGUUACAAAAGGCAGGAAGAAAGUCUGUAUUCGACAGUGCGCCAUGUUUACACAGAGCUCACGGGGUUAAGUCAUAUUUUCAAAACCGCCUUCCUCGCACACUGAGGAGGAUCUACCAUUUGUUUGCAUGCAGGUGUCCCUGAGUGUGUGUGAGAUGCUGGGUACAGAGUGUGCUUACAGUGUUUGUGUGACUGUGUGUGUGUGUGUGUGUGUGCACUGGGGGAGAUUUUACCUUUUUCAAAUCUGUUGUAUAUCAGACGAACCUCCUGAGGGCUUUAGCAGGUUAUUAUAAGGUUUACUGUAUAUGCUUCCAUGCUUACUUCUUACAAGCAAUGCUCUCGUUUCUCUUUCCGUUUUGAUAUUGUUGUCCCUUGCCGUUUGUUUGUUUGUUUGUUUGUUGUUGCAUGGAAGCUCGUGGACCUCUGCUCAGUAGCAGCAUGCUGACGGUCCUAUUUUCUUUGAUUUUGAUUUUCUUCUUUUUUCCUCCUGGUCUUAAGUGUUCCUGACCACAAGUGAACACUAGUGAGCCAAUAGUGUGAUACCAGAACACUAGUGAACCAAUGUGAGAUUGUUCCAACACUGCUGGACCAAUUGUUUUAGCACCAGAACACGAGCGGACCAAUGGCGUCGGCCCGGCGUUUUGGUGAACCAAUGGGAGCACAGAUUAACUUCGUAUUUUUGUUCCUGCUGUGGACAAACUAGAAAUGCACUAAAUAAACUCUUUGUAAAGAAUUA